Stegodyphus dumicola is the source of this 761-nucleotide messenger RNA. RefSeq lists its product as uncharacterized. The record is from RefSeq and is a predicted model, not a curated record. NCBI's taxonomy places the organism in Eukaryota, Metazoa, Arthropoda, Arachnida, Araneae, Eresidae. Gene Ontology annotation, molecular function: protein dimerization activity.
UCUCAGCUUCUGCAUUCAACUCCAAAUAAUACUUCAACUUCCAGCCUUAGCAGCAGCAGUCAGUCUACACUUGUAGAAUCAAAUAGUGAUCUCUCCAGCAGCAGUUCAAGGGAGCAUCAGACGUCUUUGAUAUACCCCAGGGUUCCCAAUAAUACUCCCAAUUCUGGUGAAGGAGAAGAUUUGGUGCACAAGCAGAAGGCCCUGGAUAUGCAGUGGAUACGCAUGGAGAAUUAUAUUCCGAUGGAUCCAAGGGAAUGUCAUAAUGAAAAAGAAAGAAAACGAAGACUGCGCAUCAAAAAUGCUUGCCAGUGCAUGAUGUCUCUUCUGCCUUGUGUAACGGAAAAGACGGAUAAUGCUACGAUAUUCGAGCACGCCGCUCAUUUUGUCGCAUUCAUGAGAGAAACAGUGGGAAACGAAAGCGAUAUGGAAUUCCUUAAUGAAAGCUGUAUGUACUGAGUUAAAUAAGAGUCGGUCCCAAACAACAAAACUGGAAGAAGGUUUGAUGAAAUAAAACAGAAUUUACUGCGAUUAUGUCAAGCGCAUCAUUCCCAGCAGAAAUUUCGCCCUGCAGAAUUUGCUGCAUUACUCCUUUUUUGAAAUAGUGAAGUAGAAGAGAUUUUAAUGUUUCAUCCAUCUUGAAAUAUACUUGAAAACUAUAAAGUUACACUUAAAGAUAUAUUCCAAAUUUUAAUCUCAUUCAUAUUUGUCAAAAUACGCUUUUAAAGUGACAAGUAAAAUAAAAACUACGUGUAAACUCUGAG